AGAAAUGGCAUCCUUGGAUCACCUCAAACUAUUUCGCCGAUUAUUUAACAUAAGAAGAACAUGUUUGCGAACAUAUGCAAGAAAAAGUGCCACAGGAUCCUCUGGUUCACCUGAGAAGGACAUUUCCUCAGCUUCCUCCCCGCCCUCAUCAGGUGGUGGUGGUGGUGGUGGUGGUGGUGGUAGGCCAACAUUUGUUCCGAAACGCGACCCUCUACCAACAUUUCUUCAGAGGAAGGUACAAGAAAUUCUACUAAAGAUAUCCCGGCUAAAUAUGGAAGAUGUUGUCAGGAUGCGUAAAACAGAUCGUCAUCAGAAACCUCGUUAUGAGUUAAUGUCAGAAGAGGAAUUGAAAGAGUUGGAAGUUACACAGAUGGAAAGGGCAGUAGAAUUGCUGAAAAUGCCACCAUUCAUGAAAGAAAAAGACUCAACUACGAAAGUCUUGUCAAAAAACCCUGAGAUUGCUCCAGCUCUAACGUCAAAAUAUGUGUUUACCGACAUCUCACUUGGAGUAGGAAAUCGGGAUAGAAUUAUUGUCAUUCGAGAUGUAGACGGUACACUAAGGACUGCUAAUCCUGAAGAACGAAUACGGGCUAAUCAGAUUUACUACCCGAAGUUUGGAGUUUCUGCUGUGCCUCCAAAAAUGUUUGAGCAAAGUCAUUUAGAGUACCUGCUGGAAAAUGGCUUGACCGAUAUCGUCUACAUCCUUGACAGAGUGUGUGUCCAGUUUGAGCCAGAUGACAAAGACUUUAUCAGAGUAACUCAGACCAUUUAUGAGUACGUCAAAGAGAAUAGAUGUUUUAGCAAAUUGGGGUCAACACGAUUCUUUGGACCAAUGGCUUUCUACUUCAUUCUAAAGAAAGAUAUUCAAUAUCUAUUAGUGGACAUGAUACAACAUGAUUUACUCCUUGAUGCUGUCAGUUUAAUUCAUUUGUACAAGUACAUCCACAAUAGGGAGAAAAUUACUAUACCUCAAGACAUCUCCACAGAUACAGAAGACCAGUUAAAGAUAAUAGAGAAAUACUGUGAAACAUACCACCAAGAACAGCAAUUGGAUGACUUAAAGGAAGCAGUGAAGUCAUACCGGCUGUCCAUUACUGACCAGGCUAGGGCCUCUGGCUGAUGAUCCCAUGUUGUAUAUAUGUGUGUGCAAGUGCGUGAAAGUUAUCAAUGUAGACUGUGAAUAUCAUGUGAAAAUAAAAUAUGUUGAUAGAU
This is a messenger RNA of Ylistrum balloti, 1212 nucleotides long. Its product is annotated as small ribosomal subunit protein mS22-like. The transcript is spliced from 8 exons. The coding region runs from base 5 to 1120 and encodes 371 amino acids. Gene Ontology annotation, cellular component: mitochondrial small ribosomal subunit. The record is from RefSeq and is a predicted model, not a curated record. Lineage: Eukaryota; Metazoa; Mollusca; Bivalvia; Pectinida; Pectinidae. Gene Ontology annotation, molecular function: structural constituent of ribosome.